Messenger RNA from Micromonas commoda, 555 nucleotides. RefSeq names its product H+-or Na+-translocating f-type, v-type and A-type ATPase superfamily. The annotation marks the transcript as partial. NCBI's taxonomy places the organism in Eukaryota, Viridiplantae, Chlorophyta, Mamiellophyceae, Mamiellales, Mamiellaceae. Gene Ontology annotation, molecular function: proton-transporting ATP synthase activity, rotational mechanism. The record is from RefSeq and is a predicted model, not a curated record. The transcript has 2 exons. Gene Ontology annotation, biological process: proton motive force-driven mitochondrial ATP synthesis.
CCGCUGAACCUCUUCGGCCUCCCCGCGCGCUACGCCGCCGCGCUCUACACCGCGGGCAGCAAGGCGGGUAACCUCGCGACGGUCCAGGCGGAGUUCAAGACGGUGAUCGACGCGGCGAACGCGGACAAGAAGUUCAAGGUUUUCCUGGAGGAUCCCACCAUGCCCAAGGCUAAGAAGGUCAAGGCGCUGAGCGACUUCUGCGACGGCGCCAAGUUUGCGCCAAUCACCAAGUCGUUCCUCGUCGUCGUCGCCGAGAACGGCCGGCUGGACCAGAACCAGAAGAUCUACGACGCGCUCGAGGAGUACACGCUCGCGGCGGCCGGCCAGAAGAAGGCGACGGUGACCAGCGCGCAGCCGCUCACCCCGGAGCAGCUCAAGGAUCUGACGGCGAAGCUCCGGGGGCACGUCGACGCGGGCGAGGAUCUGAAGAUUGAGACGAAGGUGGAUCCGAAGCUCGUCGGCGGGUUCACCGUGGCGAUGGGCGAGGAUUUCUUCGACCUGUCGCUCAUGUCCCGCAUCAGGGCGAUGGAGCAGGAGCUCGCCAAGCCCGUGUGA